AACACCUCGCACUCGGUCUCAUACCAUCAACUCGGCCAGACGUGGUUUUGGGUGCUGUUCUGCGUCUCUCCAGUCCUGGCGACGGGCCGUGUACCGACAUUCUCGCUCCUUUUUGUAGACUGCGGACUACCGCAGGUCGUCGAAUCAGCCUUGGCCGAUGACCGUACCCCCUCAAUCUCGAUAUCACCAGAGAUGGGAUUACACUCAUGAGUGAGUAGAUCCCGGUGAUUUCUCUAUAUCUCGGUGCACGAUGCGACACGCUUGUCUUUCUGAACAACACUUGCAGCGCUUCUUUACGUUCACCGCUCCUCCUUUGCCUAUGCCACCUCCAACCACCCUAAUGAUCCUAUUACGAGCUCUCAUGCACCGUCAUUCUUGGCCAGCUACUGGCUAGCUAACACAGUGCAUUUGGAAUCAUUUCUGCCCUGAGAGAGCAGUUCAAUGUGUUUCCGUCUGAGAUGGCUUGCUUCCGGGUGCUGUGGACGCAAGCUUUCUCUAUAUCGCGCAUUCUUCCCUUAUCAUGCCCCAGCUCCCGAGCUGGCAGGUCUGUCCCAAUCGUCGAGCAACUGACCAAGCGGGCGCUGCAUCUGUUCGAAGAAUCUCGCAAUGGCGCUGCAGUGAUGAUCUAGGUCAACAUCUUCGAGUCGUCCCGGGUCGAGAUCGACGAGAUGUUGCUCUUCAGCGGGAUAACGCGUGGGCUUCUGAUCAUCGUUCGCUUGCCAGGCGGUUGACUUUCGCGCAAAUCCCCCUUCACCUGCCUGCCUGGUUCAUAGCCUCAACACUUUUCGAGUGCAUCUUCGACACGAUCAGCAUGCAAGCCGUCUUCGAUCAUUCACCGGCAUAUCUCAAAGCCGACGGGCUUUUCAUCAAUCUUUGAAGGACUCUUUCUUACGGUGUGACGCGCAAUGCUGAACACUCAUCUCCCAACGGCUCUCGGGGGCAUUCCGAGCGAUGCAACAUGAUCAGGAAUACACCCAACGGGGAGAAGGUAGUUGCCCUGACGGAUAUGGUCGAGCGAGGAGAGCUCCGUGUGGUCAUCGACGAGGUUGUUGAGGUUCGCGAUGCCUUUUCGGCUUAUGAUCGGACGCUGGCACGGAAUGCGAUGGGAAAGACAGUCGUGAAAGUACAAGACCUGUGACUUGGACUGCUGACUGGAAUGAAUGAAGCGCGUGAUCCUUUCUUCAUCGAGUGAGAUUGCAGAAUGCGUCAAAGACUGUUUGUGCUCCUCCGUGCGAGCUUGGCCAACUGCUCUUGACGUGCCGUGAUCUGACCUCGAAGGGAAUGCACGUUACGCCAAAGGGAUACUAUGUAUGCGCACAAUUCGCCUCGCGAAGAUUCAGGCAUCAUCCCACGAGUUCCUUCCCGUGAAAUCAGCACUCAGCAGUUGUGAGUUUGACAAGCCAGGGACGCGUCCCCGAGAUUAGCCUUGAG
Molecule: messenger RNA, 1431 nt
Organism: Mycena citricolor
Lineage: Eukaryota; Fungi; Basidiomycota; Agaricomycetes; Agaricales; Mycenaceae
Source: the annotation of a GenBank genome assembly